GAGAGCCCGCGCGCUGUUCUCACGCUGAUCUCGCGCUGAUAUCAAUCUGAUCUCAUAGAUCGCUUAUACACUUCUCACAUCUCACACUGAUCUCUCACUGAUCUCACACUGAUCUCUCACUGAUCUUUAGCAUCUUUCUGAUCUAACUUCAGCUACUUUUCCUGAAACGGGACACUCGGUUUCGACUUACACAUUCUGGGAACUAAGGACUUUGCUGGACGCUCGUUCUGAUCUGAUCGGAUCUCUGGACUGUGAUAACUGGGAAAAAGUUGUUGUUGGUUUCCAGUUUGGGACUGGUCAGUGCUGAUUCGGACCUGAGGCAUUUGGAUGGUCUUAUAUAUCAUGGGACAGGGAGCAACCCAAAGAGAACCAUGCUGAGAAGUGAGUGGAGAUAAACAAACACACGAAAGGGAACCAACUACAAAGUUAAAGCUACUUUUUUUGGAAGGUACAUAUUAUCUAGAAGACACCAUGGCGUCCAGUCUGACAUGUGCUGGAGUCGUGUGGGCGCUCGUGUCUCUGUUGAGCGCCGCUGCGUGCUGUGUGGGAUUCUUCAUGCCCUAUUGGCUGCUGGGCUCGCAGAUGGGCAAGCCGGUGUCGUUCGGCACUUUUCGCCGCUGCUCGUACCCGGUGCAUGACGAGACCAGUCAGGCCACCGUGAUGCUGGAACAGUGUGGACGCUACGCUGCUUUUCAGGGCAUCCCGAGCAUGGAGUGGAGGAUCUGCACUGUGAUCACGGGCACCGGAUGCGGUUUGCUGUUGCUUGUGGCACUCACGGGACUCAUGGGUUGCUGCGUGUCCGAGCUCAUCUCGCGCACGGUGGGCCGCGUGGCCGGAGGCAUGCAGUUCGUGGGAGGUCUGCUCAUUGGCUCUGGGUGUGCCCUCUACCCACUUGGCUGGGACAGCGAGGAGGUCCGACAGACCUGCGACAACCGUUCAGACCAGUUUGUACUAGGUUCCUGUGAGAUUGGCUGGGCGUAUUACUGUACCGGAGCGGGUGCUGCCACUGCCAUGCUGAUUUGCACCUGGCUGGCCUGCUUCGCUGGCAAGAAACAGAAACAAUACCCAUAUUAAGAGAGUCAGCUUCAACUAUAACCCAGUUUUAAGCACAAAGCUACCGGUGCGGAGCAACCAAGGACGAAUGCCUCAGCGUGGACUAUAUAGACAGCAGAGAUACCCUCUCACCUAAGGCAUGAACAUGUUCUCCAUUUUUACUCUUUCAGCUUGAGUUUUAUUGACCAUAUGCUCACACCGACAUGGGAGGAUCGCACACAGUGACUGUUCUACUCUGCGUGUCUAGAGGAUCGUUAAUGGAAAUACGGACGGACCAAUAUUACUUUGUCUCCUGUUAAUUGUUAGUGCUGUACUUCUUUCUUUAAAUGUACCAGUGUUAGUAAAGUCUCACAAAACAUGAUAAACAUAUUACGGAUUGUUUAUAUUUCCAUAUUCAUUUAUGUUAGUAUAUGGUCCUCACAUUAUAAAACGUCGUAAUUGUAAUUUGCAUACAUUACAUACAGUGUUAAAUUAGCAUUUCUCCAUUAUUAUAUAAAUAUUAUACACUAUAUUCAUUG
Messenger RNA from Trichomycterus rosablanca, 1571 nucleotides. Its product is annotated as LHFPL tetraspan subfamily member 6 protein. The coding region runs from base 472 to 1074 and encodes 200 amino acids. The transcript has 4 exons. Gene Ontology annotation, cellular component: membrane. NCBI's taxonomy places the organism in Eukaryota, Metazoa, Chordata, Actinopteri, Siluriformes, Trichomycteridae. The record is from RefSeq and is a predicted model, not a curated record.